AUAGUGGCAGUGGGGGUGGAGAUUGUCUAUCCAUGUACAUAAUAAAGAUUGCCUGGCAGUCACAGAAAAUGGAAGAGGCAGUUACAAUCAUUAAUGAAGACGAAACAAUUGGUUUCCUCUUGUUUAUUUUUAAUGGUGUUUAUAUCUGCUUGUGAGGACUGUUAUAUCCGUUUACAUUCAGACGCAUUCUCCUCUCUUCCUUCAUUCAUACCCACUUUGAUUGUGCAAUCUACACCAUUCGACAUUGAUUCUAUUAUCCGUGUUUGGUUCAAACCCCGGGCAUCGAUUGUUCUUGCAGAUCUUUGUGCGCAUUUCCCUAGAGCUGAAGAUAUUUCAGGUAUGGCAAAGUUCUUUUGUUUCUUUCAACAAAAGAAGGCUUGGAGAUUCACACUGAACCACAAGGGAUUUUCACUUGGAUAUGAUUUAGUUUAUUGCCAGAACAAGAGUAGAGUUUGUCUUUGUUGACAUAGAAAGGUUUUAAAUAAACUGUAUUGAUUUUUCUAUAGAUGUAUUUAAAGUUGAUCAAUAUUUUCAGAUAAGAUCUGUUAU
Molecule: messenger RNA, 549 nt
Organism: Cryptomeria japonica (Japanese cedar)
Lineage: Eukaryota; Viridiplantae; Streptophyta; Pinopsida; Cupressales; Cupressaceae
Exons: 3
Coding region: 94-465 (123 amino acids)
Source: RefSeq, a predicted model, not a curated record